Messenger RNA from Micropterus salmoides (largemouth bass), 2185 nucleotides. RefSeq names its product sodium- and chloride-dependent GABA transporter 2-like. Gene Ontology annotation, cellular component: membrane. The record is from RefSeq and is a predicted model, not a curated record. Gene Ontology annotation, biological process: sodium ion transmembrane transport. The transcript is spliced from 14 exons. Lineage: Eukaryota; Metazoa; Chordata; Actinopteri; Centrarchiformes; Centrarchidae. The coding region runs from base 40 to 1845 and encodes 601 amino acids.
CUUACAGAGUGGUUUUAGGAAAGUGAUUUGAAGGGGGAAAUGGCCAUCGACGAAGACAAUGGCCUCUGCACAGCUUCUGUGGCAGAACAAUACCCACAUGGGAUGCCCAAAGAGUCGGACGGACGGGGGUACUGGGGGACCAAAGCCGAGUUCAUCCUGACUGUGAUGGGAGCGAUCAUCGGACCUGGGAAUGUAUGGAGGUUCCCUUACCUGUGCUACAGAAACGGCGGAGGCGUGUUUCUCAUCCCAUACAUUUUGUUCAUGUUUACAUGCGGAGUCCCUUUAUUCUUCCUUGAGACUGCCUUGGGACAGUACACCAACGAGGGGGGAAUUACGUGCUGGAGAAAGAUUUGUCCGCUAUUCCAAGGCAUUGGCUAUGCCAGUCACUUAAUCAUCAUAUUCAGUGCCACCUCCUACAUUAUCAUCAUUGUAUGGGCAUUCUUUUACCUGUUCUCGUCCUUCAGCGGGGAUUUGCCCUGGGCCACAUGUGGACACUACUGGAACACAGACUCAUGCUUUGACUUCAUCCCUCCAAAUCUGAGCAUCAGCAUGACAUCCAGACUGAAUACCACUCUUCCUGUUGUGGAGUUCUGGCAGCGUCGGGUUUUGAAAAUCUCUGGUGGUAUCGAGGAGGUGGGGAGCUUGAGGUGGGAACUGGUCUUGUGUCUCAUCCUGACCUGGGUCAUCUGCUACUUCUGCGUUUGGAAGGGUAUCAAGUCAACAGGAAAGGCAGCCAUCUUCACAGCCACAUUCCCCUUCAUUAUGCUGUUGGUUUUGUUCAUACGUGGUGUUACCCUACCCGGGGCAAUGGAUGGGAUCAUUUAUUACCUCUACCCUGAUAUCACUCGCCUUUCAGACCCCCAGGUAUGGAUGGAUGCUGGCACUCAGAUCUUUUUCUCUUAUGCUGUCGGCUUCGGGUUCCUAACCUCUCUUGGGAGUUAUAACACUUACAACAACGACUGUUACAGGGACUGUUUCUACUUGUGUUUACUGAACAGUGCCACCAGCCUUUUUGCGGGCUUCGCCAUUUUCUCUGUUUUGGGUUUCAUGACAUACGAACAAGGAGUGGAUAUUUCUGAAGUAGCCGAAUCAGGUCCAGGUUUGGCCUUCAUUGUCUAUCCACGUGCUGUAGCCAUGAUGCCCAUGCCCCGGGUAUGGUCGGUGUGUUUCUUCGUCAUGAUCAUUCUGCUUGGAUUGGACAGUCAGUUUGUUGGUCUAGAGUGUCUGAUGACGUCACUGGUUGAUCUGUUCCCAACUUACCUGCGCCAAGGCUACAGACGUGAGCUGCUUCUGCUGGCCAUUUGCAGUCUCUGCUGUUUGCUGGGACUCUCCCUGGUCACUGAGGGAGGGAUGUACCUGCUCCAGCUGUUGGACCAUCAUGUCUGCAGUGGCACCACCCUGCUCCUCCUCUCCCUCUGCCAGUCUGUCAGCAUUGCCUGGGUGUAUGGUGCUGACCGUUUCUAUGGCAACAUCGUAGACAUGAUUGGUUAUCGUCCAUACCCAUUAAUGAAGUACUGCUGGUGCUACAUCACUCCCUUACUCUGUUUUGGCACCUUCAUCUUCUCUAUUGUCAGAUACUCCCCUCUGAAGUUCAGCAACACUUAUGUUUAUCCACUCUGGGCCAACAUCUUGGGCUGGUUCAUUGCCACCAUCUCCCUCUCCCUCAUCCCACUCUUUGUGUUACAUAAACUGAGGCAGGGAAAAGGCUCUCUUCGACAGCGAUUCUUGUUUCUCUGCCAGCCUAUGGACCACCUCCUGAUGGAACAAAAAUGUCUUGCCACACUAGGAACCAAUGGCACCAGUCCCGACACAGAGCUCAAACCUUUAGCCCAAGUCAUUCAGUGAACAUAAAGAAGUUGUUCAGCUGAGAGGUGUGCUGUAAAUUAUUGUGUGGUCUUCUGAAGCCUUAUUCAUCAAUCUUCUAAGAAUCCAAAAUCAGGAUGCUCUAAAAUGAGGCUACUUAGGAGGCAACUGUGUGUGAAAAGUUUUUUUGCUACAAGUGAAGAAUAAGACCCAUUUAUAAAAUGACCUACUCCUAUACUUGAAGAGAAGUAACCUGGAGGAGCAGCAUGAUUAAUCACAAGUGUGCUGUGCAUUUAAUGGCCAAACACAAGCAUUUAACAAGCAACUGCCCCAUUGUUCAUUCUUCAGAAAAAGUAUUUGCACAGUGAUAUUUUAUUCAUAU